UGCCACCCCUGUGAGCGCCGACCAGUUCUUGCAACCUUCCGAAGAUGGAGAAGAGCACGUCUUAGGUCUCGCGUGAACGUGGAUACUCUGUUCUUUUCUAGGUGUAGAAUUGCACGACCGCCUUUAUAUUGCUACGCUUCUCGGAGUUAACGUUCAGUUUUCAGUAUUUUAUCGUUUGUUUUAUUUCUCUUUUUUCACAGCCUCUGCGGAGUUGCAGCUCGAAUGUUAAUCGUAGUGCUAUGCACAUCCGGGCCACAAUGCCGUGACUCCAUUACUCCUCAUUCACUGUAAAACUAAGGAGUCGGGUUAAAGGGUGGUAUAUUUUUAUGAAGCUUUAUGUUUUGUAAAUAUUUUUUAUAAAUUUGCGUCAAGCUGGAACACAAAGGGACAUGUCUAAUCAAGGGGUGAGGAGAAAUGGCCCAGUGAAACUGCGGUUGACAGUCCUGUGUGCGAAGAACCUGUCAAAGAAAGACUUCUUCCGCCUACCUGACCCGUUCGCCAAGGUCGUCGUUGACGGAUCCGGGCAAUGCCACUCAACAGACACCGUCAGGAACACGCUUGACCCCAAGUGGAACCAGCAUUACGACCUGUAUAUCGGGAAAUCGGACUCCAUCACCAUCAGUGUGUGGAACCAUAAGAAGAUCCAUAAGAAGCAGGGCGCAGGUUUCCUGGGAUGCGUGAGACUCCUGUCCAACGCCAUCAACCGCCUCAAAGACACUGGUUAUCACAGACUUGACCUCAACAAGCUGGGCCCCAAUGACAAUGAAACUGUGAGGGGCCAGAUUGUGGUGAGCCUGCAGUCUCGUGACCGCAUCGGCACUGGAGGGCCCGUGGUGGACUGCAGCCGGCUGUUCGACAACGACUUACCUGACGGCUGGGAGGAGAGGAGAACCGUGUCUGGCCGGAUCCAGUACCUCAACCACAUCACGCGCACCACUCAGUGGGAGAGACCCACCAGGCCUGCGUCGGAAUACUCUAGCCCCGGCCGGCCCAGCAGCUGCCUGGUGGACGAGAACACGCCCGUCCUGGAAACGAAUGGCGCGUCGAGCGGGCAGCAACUGCCGGGCGACCCUCGUGCGCAGGAGCGCCGCGUUCGCUCCCAGAGGCACCGCAACUACAUGAGCCGCACCCACCUGCACUCCACCCCCGACCUGCCCGAGGGCUACGAGCAGAGGACCACACAGCAGGGCCAGGUCUAUUUCCUCCACACGCAGACUGGCGUCAGCACGUGGCAUGACCCCAGAGUACCCAGGGACCUGAGCAAUGUGAACUGUGAGGAGCUGGGUCCUCUGCCGCCGGGCUGGGAGAUUCGCAACACCGCCACGGGCCGCGUCUACUUCGUGGACCACAACAACCGCACCACGCAGUUCACCGACCCACGCCUCUCCGCCAACCUCCACCUGGUCCUCAAUCCAAGCCCCAAUGGUUCACGUGUUGGGAUGGAGAGCCAGAACUCUAACCUCAGGGCCUCCGACGACUGCAGGCUGCAGGGCUCAGCCCUCACGUCAGACGAGAAGGGAAACCCUCGCCCGCCCCAGCUGAAGGAGCAGGCGCCUCCGCAGCAGGUGCUGUCCCCGGCGACUCUGCCCGAGGACCCCGAGUGCCUGACGGUGCCCAAGUACAAGCGGGACCUGGUGCAGAAGCUCAAGAUCCUGCGGCAGGAGCUCUCGCAGCAGCAGCCCCAGGCCGGACACUGCCGCAUCGAGGUGUCCCGCGAGGAGAUCUUUGAGGAGUCGUACCGGCAGGUGAUGAAGAUGAGGCCGAAGGACCUGUGGAAGAGACUGAUGGUGAAGUUCAGAGGAGAGGAGGGGCUGGACUACGGCGGGGUGGCCAGGGAGUGGUUGUAUCUUUUAUCUCAUGAGAUGCUGAACCCAUACUAUGGCCUGUUCCAGUACUCCAGAGAUGACAUCUACACGCUGCAGAUCAACCCUGACUCGGCUGUCAACCCAGAGCACCUGUCCUACUUCCACUUUGUGGGGCGGAUCAUGGGCAUGGCGGUGUUCCACGGCCACUACAUCGACGGCGGCUUCACGCUGCCCUUCUACAAGCAGCUGCUGGGCAAGCCUAUCACCCUGGACGACAUGGAGUCCGUGGACCCCGACCUGCACAAGAGCCUCGUCUGGAUCCUGGACAAUGACAUCACGGGCGUACUGGACCACACCUUCUGCGUGGAGCACAACGCCUACGGCGAGAUCAUCCAGCACGAGCUCAAGCCCAACGGCAAGAGCGUCCCCGUCACCGAGGAUACCAAGAAGGAGUACGUCAGGCUGUACGUCAACUGGAGAUUCCUGCACGGCAUUGAGGCUCAGUUCCUGGCAUUACAGAAGGGCUUCAACGAGGUCAUUCCACAGCACCUGCUCAAGGCCUUUGAUGAGAAAGAGCUGGAGCUGAUUGUGUGUGGUCUGGGGAAGAUCGACAUCAACGACUGGAAGUCGCACACGCGGCUCAAGCACUGCACACCGGACAGCAACGUGGUCAAGUGGUUCUGGAAGGCCGUGGAGUCGUUUGACGAGGAGCGACGCGCGCGCCUGCUGCAGUUUGUCACCGGCUCCUCCAGAGUGCCUCUGCAGGGCUUCAAGGCACUACAAGGGGCUGCAGGACCAAGGCAGUUCACCAUCCAUCAGAUUGAUGCGAACACCAACAACCUGCCCAAGGCCCAUACCUGCUUCAACCGCAUCGACAUUCCCCCGUACGAGCACUAUGACAAGCUGUACGACAAGCUGCUGACGGCCAUCGAGGAGACGUGCGGCUUCGCCGUGGAGUGACGGAGCGGGCAGACGAGAGCGACACACACAAACAGGCAGACAGACAGACCGAUGGACAGGCAGGGCGAGGCGGCGGUGGUGGAGGAGAGAGAUGGACAGAGAGGGCAGUCUGGUUCUCGGAGUGACCCCUUCCACAGAGCCAGCAGCCCCCUCAGCCAUCCCCCGGAACAGCUGCCCCCGCCGGGAGCCUCUCCCGCAGCAGUGGCCACCUCCCAGACGAGAGGACCGGCAGGCUCGCCACACAAGAACACUCUCGCCUAUUCACCCACCUGUUUUUAUCUUUUAUUAUUAUUUUUAUUUUUAUUAGUUUUGUUUUGUUUUGUUUUGUUUGUGUGUGAAUGGGAGUGUUUGCUCUGUUCUUCCUAUAUUUAGAUGAUGUUUUCUGUUGAUUUUAUUUUUAUUUUUAAAUGUCUUAGCUGCUAAGGACUUGAUUUUAUUUCUGAACCUUGAAAACCUGCAAGAAUCACAUUUUCUUUUUGUACGCUUUUUUUCUGUUGGUUUUGUCUUUGGUCUGUGCUGGAUAAUUGAAAUAUUUUAGUGGGAAUAUUUUUAAGGGAAAGCACCGUUACAUAUAUAUAUAUAUAUAUAAAUGUAUUUGUUUUAUUUUGGUUGUUGUCUUAGGGAGACAAUAUCUAAAACCGCCUCUAAAUCUAUACCUAUAUGCCCAGGUCUUGCGUCUGUGUGUGAGAAUAGAUCUUUGAGUCUUACAAGAAAUCAAGGUGGGAAAAGACACACACACACACACACACACACACACACACACACACACACACACACACACACACACACACACACACACACACACACACACACACUCACACACACAUAUAUAUAUGUAAUUUUAGCCAGUCUUGGACUACAUGUGAACUCGGUGAUUAGUCCCUCCUGCUGAUUGCAGGGUUGCCCAGACAGGUCCUCAGAUAAGCCUGGUUCUCGUAAGCCGUGUGUGUGUGUGUGUGCGCGCGCUCAGUGCACUGCGGUUGUCCUUGCUCACACACCACGUGCCCUGGCCGGGGAGGUGAACAUGACCUCAUGGGGCAUUAUCAGUGUCACCACCGGCCUCUACAACAGUCCAGCUGAGGACCAGAUGAUGUCAUAUCCUCUGCACACAUCAUAUACAUGCAUGCACACACACACACACAUAUGUAUACACACACACACAUAUGUAUACACACACAUACAUAUGUAUACACAUACAUAUACAGACACACAUGGAAAAGUUUGCUGUGUCCAAGAGAGGCCAGAAGAGCCAUACUGCCGUCAUUCUUGCCCAAAGAAAACAUGAUACAUCAUGUAUCUAAUCUCAAAAGUCCUACUGAGAUCUGCCAAUUCUUGCAUAGGAGGAAAUAAUAUUUUAAUUUUUUUUUUUUUUUUUCAGUUGUUUUAUGCCAUUAUAGAUCAUGUAGUAUCCAACGUGUGUGUGUGUUUAGUGGGAGUGUAGAGUGAAGGUUGAGAGAGGUUUGAAGCCCUAACUCAGCUCACUCCUUCUGGACCGCUGAAAAUGACGCCGAGCAGCAGCACGGCCAUCGUGGUGUCCAGAUGAGCGUAGCCAAGUGACCCCCAGAACAAUGAAUCGAGAGUCGGAGAUCCGCAUGCUGGAUCUUAAAGUUUAGGGCUGUAGGCUCUGAGGGCUUAAGACCGCCGCAUAGUCAACAAAUGUAGCUGCUAUCCAACGAAGUUGUCGAGACCUUGCCAUCGAGGUUUGACAGUGAUGCUUCUCUUCUGGAUUUGUGGGAUUGGAGUGGUCCUGGGCUUCAGGCACAGUAUGGGGGUUUAGGCCGCCAUCUUGGCCGUCUUGUACUUAGCUUGUGUGUUGUGAUAGCAUGUUGUCUCUCCAAAGGGUCUGGAUGUUGCGAGCGAGAAUGUGUAUUGCAAAGGUAUAUGAGCCCGUAUGAGCUGUGGUGGAUGGCCCUAAGUGGUCUGUCCAGAUGAAAUGUAAAAUGGAGUGAAAUUAGAUGUGCGUUUUCUUCCACCCCCUUGUAGCCCCUCAUCAAAGUGUGUGUGUGUUUUUGUGGAUGUUUGUGGAUGAGUGUGUGUGUGUUUGUGGAUGAGUGUGUGUUUGUGGAUGUGUGUGUAUGUUUGUGGAUGAGUGUGUGUGUUUGUGGAUGAGUGUUUGUGGAUGUGUGUGUGUGUGUUUGUGGAUGAGUGUGACCACUUUUUUGUGCUAGCUAGCCAGACUGUUGCUGAAGGUCCCUGCCGGAAGGUUCGCCCCAACUAUGCAGAGAUAAACCACACUCAAGGGAGGGGCUUCUGACCAGCUUUAGGAAAUGAUCAGUCUCCCGCCCCGUUAAAACAAAACGAAAAAGCCUCUUCUCUUUAAAACGAAUGGGAUUAUUUUGUUCUAUGUGACAUCCCAGUUUAAAGGGCAGAAAUGUGUGUUGUUUUUUUGUUCGAUUGUUUGUUUGUUUUUUCCUUGCAACUCUUGAGCACUUUAGAAACUUGGCAGACAGGAGAUGCGCAUAUUCAUUCAAAAUACGACCUGAUGCCGGAAUUUAUCCCUGUCAUCUUGCAUUGGAAAUAUACUUGGAUAUAUAUCUAUGUCUAUAUAUAUACCUGUCAUUUAGAGUAUAUAUGUACAAAUACAUAUAUAUUUUGUAUAUGGCUUGUCUAUUCUGUCUUAGUAUAUUACACAGACCUCACGCUACAUACUCAGGUGAUGGCUUUUAGAGAUAUUUUUGAUUUCUUGCUUGUGUGAAGCUUGUUUGUAAUGACAGUAGAAUGAGUCCUCAGCUCUGGUUGCAUGUCUUCCUUGGUGUGUGAAGGGAAUUGGCCAGUCUGUCCUGUGACAAUGCCCUCCCUAUAGAGAACGCAUGGACAACUCAGCCUGGUUUCUAAGCUCACGGAGGACUGAAUUUCUUUCUCUUUUUUUUCUUCUUUUUGUGUUGUUGCCCCAUCUCCUUAAACUCCUCAUGGCAUCUAAACAGGUUUGGACUCUUAAGUGAAAAAGCCCUGCUCUGCCCCAGUGUGUUGGAUGAGACUGAACCCCAUAUUCACGCAACUUCAUGGGCUUCCGAGACGAGUACGCCAGGCCAACAGGUCCGACAUUCAGCCCCCCAAAACCACACGUGUUCUGAAGUCGGAUCCCUCCGCUCAUGAGAGUCCCGCACAUGCAUGUAUAGGGACGUUUUGUACCUGCUUUUAUUUAUUUGCAUUCUCAUUUCUCUGCAGCGCCCCCUUUGGUUUGUUAUUUUGUAACUGCCUGUCUAUAGCAAUCAAUGACCAUGGACUGUUCUUGAUAUUUGCAUUGCAAGGAAGAGAAGAGCCCAAUUUUCCCCUCUUGCCUUCCUAGAGUUCAGCUAUAGCCUCUUGAUCAUGCAAAUUGAGUUAUCAUGAAAUGGUGCUUUGUACAGUAUACAUUAUUGUUCAUAUGCAGAUCCAGACUUACUUUUAAUUUAUCUUAAAAGAAGAAAAAUGCAAAAAAAGCGAGAAAAAAAACAUCCUAUAUACAUACAUGUUUUGCACACAGAGACUUAAGUUGCUCAGCAAUAAGGGGCAACUUCGAUAUUUACUGACUUUUGUAUAGUUACUAUAACACAUUAACAUGUCCAAUACACACAUACAGCUUUUGUGCUUUUAACAGUUAGCCGUAAUCAUAAGUCUUCAUUGUGCAUCAUCGCCGAUUGGGUGAUUUUGUUGCGUAUCAAAAGUCAGUUUUUGGGUAAUGCAAAUGCGUCCUCUGUAGCAUGGCAAAUGUAUCUGUUAUCUAAUGGCUAACUGGUGCAGUUAGCUAGAAUUGCAACACACUAUGAGUCUUUUUUUUAUUUUAUUGUUUUUGAAUGUUUGUUGUGUGAUACGUUGGUUUUUGCUGCGCUUAUGUAAAUGUGUUCUGGACUCGUUUUUAAGUGACAAAACCCUUCCAUGUCAAGCCAUCUGAAUCUUUUUUUUUUUUUUUUUUGUAUUUUAAUCAUUUUGGUUUCCAUUGGACUCAUUUUGUAUUUAUUACUACAGUAUGUCAGUCUCACGUGGCUGUUUUGUAUGCUUUCUCUCUCUCUCACACACACACACUUGUACAUAAAGUCCCAUUGAGGAGAACCAGUCUCCUGUAGCCCUGCAGAGAUGAGCAAUAAAGUCCAUGCUGUUCGCAACUGGCAGCAAACCUGUUUAAUAAACA
Alosa sapidissima (American shad) is the source of this 6876-nucleotide messenger RNA. Its product is annotated as E3 ubiquitin-protein ligase SMURF2-like. NCBI's taxonomy places the organism in Eukaryota, Metazoa, Chordata, Actinopteri, Clupeiformes, Clupeidae. Gene Ontology annotation, molecular function: ubiquitin protein ligase activity; protein binding. Gene Ontology annotation, biological process: ubiquitin-dependent protein catabolic process; negative regulation of BMP signaling pathway. The record is from RefSeq and is a predicted model, not a curated record.